Electrophorus electricus (electric eel) is the source of this 2570-nucleotide messenger RNA. It is a transcript of the gene gpr75, whose product is annotated as G protein-coupled receptor 75. Gene Ontology annotation, biological process: G protein-coupled receptor signaling pathway. Gene Ontology annotation, molecular function: C-C chemokine receptor activity. Lineage: Eukaryota; Metazoa; Chordata; Actinopteri; Gymnotiformes; Gymnotidae. Gene Ontology annotation, cellular component: plasma membrane. The record is from RefSeq and is a predicted model, not a curated record.
ACUGUGCGUUUAAUUGUUUUUGCAUCACUUUUUAACUCCACGGUGCAAGCUUCUGUCUAACGUGAUUUUCCUUACGUCUUCCCUUUACACAUUUUUCACUAGUAAACUAUUGUCGCGUUUGAGGCAUUAAAUUGACUGCCACAAUUUGUAAAACAUUUUCAUUUUAUAAAUGAUUCUGAAAAUCUCAGUAAAGGGAGAAGACUUCGUGAAUUCCGUUACAGCACGGAUGUAUCGACGGGCAGUAUUUCUCUUCCUCUGCCCCCUUCACUGUUCUCCAUGGUCACGCGCUUGCUGUCUCUUCCGUGUGCGACGAACAGUUCGGUCCCAGUUGAGGCGCUCGCGCGCGCGCACGCGCUCCACGUCCGUAUUGAAUCCCGUUUUCCGCUACGUACUGGUGUAAGAUACGAAUGCCUAUAACAUAGGACAUGCAAUUUGGAAACCAUAUAAUUCGCCAAAAAAAAAAUGGGACAGUUACAGGAGACCGUGUAUUCCUGGAGAACCAACAGUGCAACACGCUGCUCAACGUGGGGUGACCCAGGAAAACGGGCAGAGUAGCAAAAGGCUGUGAUUCCUGUCAUCGCCAUGUGUACGAAGAACAGCACUGCCUGGCCUUUGGACCUGGCGGACCUUGCUAGACACCAGGCCUUCAACAGCAGCCUAGGCCAGAGUCCCAGCCCUGGUGGCUGGGCCUUGAUCCACACAGCCACAUUGGCUUCCUGCUCUCUGCUUCUCAUUCUCAUCUUCUGCCUGGGCUCCUAUGGCAACCUGGUGGUGUUCCUCUCCUUCUUUGAUCCAGCAUUGCGCAAGCUGCGCACUAAUUUUGACUUCAUGAUCCUGAACCUGUCCUUCUGUGACCUGUUUGUGUGCUGUGUCACAGCACCCAUGUUUGCCUUGGUGCUCUUCCUAGAUGGUGGUGGAGGGGGUGCGUCGCGUGGCUUCUGCUUCGCUUUUCACCUCACCAGCUCGGGCUUCAUCAUCAUGUCACUGGAGACGGUGGCUGUCAUUGCACUCCAUCGGCUGCGCAUGGUCCUGGGCCAGCAGCCCAACCACACAGCCUCAUUCCCGUGCACGCUGGCCCUCACCGCCCUGCUGUGGUCCUCCAGCUUCACGCUGGCUGCACUGGUCACCCUACGGGUAUACCCCAGCAGCACCGGGCCAUGCUUGCCCCACUUCGGGCUCGCCGGGCGACCCGCCCAGGUGGUCUUGUGCGUGUACCUGGCGGACUUCGCCUUCUGCGUGGCCGUGGUGUCCGUCUCAUACGUGAUGAUCGCACAGACUCUGCACAAGAAUGCCCAGGUACGCAAAUGCCCCAUCAUUGCUGUGGAUGCCACGAGGCCACAGGCCCCUCCCCCACCCUUUAGCACCGCUGGUUUCGAGGGCAUGCAGCGUGCCAUGCAGGUGCCAUCCCUUUACCGCAACCAGGCCUAUGGCAAGCUCCAGCAUGUUCAGACACACCCACUGGCAAAGAGGAAUGCUCAGGCCCUGGCUCCAGGUGCUGCCACUGGCGCCACCUGCUGUCAGUUGGUGUCUACGGUCAACCUGGCCACAGCCAAGGAUUCCAAGGCUGUGGUAACAUGUGUAGUCAUAGUAAUUUCUGUGCUCCUGUGUUGCCUGCCCAUGGGCGUGUCGCUGGCGCACGACGUCCUGGCACAGAAGAGCGGCUUCAUCCACUACCAGUUCGAGCUGUGUGGCUUCGCCCUCAUCUUCCUCAAGUCAGGCAUCAACCCAUUUGUGUACUCGCGCAACAGCGCAGGCCUGCGACGCCGCCUGAUCUGUUGCUUUCAGUGGCUGGCGCUCGGCUUCCUCUGCUGCAAGCACAAGACCCGCCUGCAUGCCAUGGGCAAGGGCAGCCUUGAGGUCAACCGCAACAAGUCAUCACACCAUGAGACCAACUCAGCCUAUGUGCUCUCGCCCAAGCCACCACGGAGGCUGGUGGACCAGGCGUGUGGACCCAGCCGUUCACGGGAGAGCGGGCCAAGCCCGCGUGGCACCACUGGCCGGAAACCGCGGCCUCCCAGCACCUCCACGCCCAUCAACACCCGCAUCGAGCCCUACUACAGCAUCUACAACAGCAGCCCCUCGGCUGGCCAUAGUUCUCCCAGCGGCUUGCAACCAGUGAACUCGCAUACAACCACAUUCGCCAAAAGCUACGUGGCUAUGCACUACCACAGCCACCAGGAGGUGCUGCAGGACGUUGACAGUGCAUCAGCACAUCCGAUCCCCAUACCCUCAGUGUGAGCUCUGUGUGACUCUUCAGAACGGCACACUGCUUAUGUUGUUAAUAAUGGAGAAUUUAGUGUUCGCUUGUAAUUUACUAAUGGUUGUUUUUCAAGCGACUACAAGUGUAAUAAAAUAUAUGAAUAAAAAGUAAUAGUGGGUAUUAAAUCAGACUAAGUAACGGUUUGGAUUCCCAAAGUGUUACUGAGUUUGCUUGACAGAAGGAUAUUCUAUUUUUACAUAGACAUUAUGUUUUUCAUAAUGUACAAAAGUGUGUCUUUUCUCCAUUAAGAUAAUGUAUUUGUGAGUGUUCUACAUUUUAUAUCUUAAUUAUUAAAUGUUUUGCAAGUGCA